Messenger RNA from Strongyloides ratti, 1944 nucleotides. RefSeq names its product Protein of unknown function DUF229 family and Alkaline phosphatase-like, alpha/beta/alpha domain and Alkaline-phosphatase-like, core domain-containing protein. The transcript has 3 exons. The record is from RefSeq and is a predicted model, not a curated record. NCBI's taxonomy places the organism in Eukaryota, Metazoa, Nematoda, Chromadorea, Rhabditida, Strongyloididae. The coding region runs from base 1 to 1944 and encodes 647 amino acids.
AUGGCUAUAUUUAUUGUAUCCUUAAUUUUGGGACUUCUUAUACUUUCUUUAUACUUUAAACAUGAAUUAAAAACAGAUAAUUUUAUAAGAGAAGAUUCUUUAAAAGUUGUUCAUGUUAAGCAUUCAUUACAUGAAAUGAAAGAAAGAAAUUGUAUUUUACCUAAACUUGAUAUUUGGAAUUUAUUUAUUGGAUCAUUUAUUAAAAAAAAUAAUAAAAUAUAUUGUACAAUUGAAAAAAUUGAUGAUUGGUUAUUUUUUGAUAGUAAAGAACAACAAUUAAAGAUAUCUGAUGAUAUGAAAAAAUAUGAAAAUAAUUUAAAAUGUACAAUUAAAUAUAUUAAUAGCCUUAAUAAUACACAUUCAAAUAUAACAUAUAAUAAGUUUCCAAUAAAAGAUUUAAAAAGUGAUUUUUUUGAUGUUAAAUGUAAUAUUAAUGGAACAGACAAUGAAUGGUCUAAAUAUUUCAUGAGAGCUAUUUUGAAUAGUGAGAAAGUUGAAAAAUUAAGAAAAUUAAAAAAGCCUGAUAAUUGGACUGGUUGGAAUGUACAUAUAAUUAGUUAUGGCUCCCUUUCACAGAUGUCAUAUAAACGUUUUUUGUCAAAAUCAUUAAAAUUUUUUGAAAAAAAUUUAGAAGGAUUUAUUAUGGAAGGUUACAAUACUUUAGGAAAUCAAACAUUACAAUCAUUUAUUCCUUAUUUUACUGGAAAAAGUGAAUUAGAAUUAUUAAAAAUUAAAAAUUUAUAUAAUGAAAAUUUAACUGUAAAUGAUGUUUAUUCAUUUGUUUGGAGUAAUUUUUCUGAUAUUGGUUAUGUUACACUUUUUGGGGAAGAUAAAUUUAAAAAUUCAACAUUUUAUGAUUAUUUUAAAAAUCAACCAACUGAUCAUAUUUUAGGUACAUCUUUUAAAUAUACUGAAAAUGUUUUUGGUGAUUAUUGUUUUAGAGAUACAAUGCAACACAAAGAAUGGUUAGAUUAUUCUACAAGUUUUAUUGAAGCAUACAAUCAUUUUAAUAUUCCAAGAUUUAGUUUUUUACAUCAUUCUUCAUUAACAAAAAAUUAUUUAAAAAAUGUUGAAAAUAUAGAUGAUGAUUUGUAUGAGUAUUUAAAAUAUAAUUACAACAACGGAAAUUUUAAAAAUGAUUUUAUUAUUUUAAUAUCUGAUAAUGGAUUUAUAUCAAAUGAGUUUAGAAAUACUCAACAAGGACGUCUUGAAGAACGAUUACCUUUUCUUGGUAUUCGUUUACCAAAAAAUAUUAAUAAUAAAGAAUAUAAAAAAAAAUUAUUAAGAAAUUUAAAUUUUAAUAGAAAUACAUUAACAACACCAUUUGAUAUUUAUACAACAUUACUUGAUAUUUUAUCACUUCCUAAUGAUUAUAAACUUGAUAUAGAACAAAAGAUGGAUAAAAGAGGUUUAUCAAUUAUAAAACCUAUUCAUAAAAAUAGAAAUUGUUUAAAUGCUGAUAUUGAAUUACAUUGGUGUACUUGUAUGGAAUGGAAAAAUAUUCCAAAUAACACAAAAUAUACUGAUGCUAUAAUUGUAUUAGUUAAAAAAUAUAUAACAGAAAUAAAUAAACUUUUAUUGACUGAAUCAAAAUAUUGUUCUCAAUUAAAAUUAGAUAAAAUUGUUAGUGCAAAAUGGUUAGUUCCAAAUAAGGAAAUAUUAAGUAACAAUAAUUUGUUAAAUAAAAAUGAUUUUAAGUCAAAUGAUAACGAUUUAAUAGAAAUUAGUGAAUCAACAUAUAAAAUAAAAUUUAUUACACAACCAGGUGGAACAAAUUAUGAGAUUACUACGCAUUUGAACUUUUUAGACACAAAAAUGUAUGUCAAUAUGUGGAAUCUCACUAGUCUUAACUCGCAAUAUGACUUUAGUCAUUGUAUGAGGGAUAAAGUAGACAAAUUACUAAAUUAUUGUGUAUGCUAUGAUAAACAUAAUGAUAAGAAUUAA